Aedes aegypti (yellow fever mosquito) is the source of this 4884-nucleotide messenger RNA. It is a transcript of the gene capu, whose product is annotated as protein cappuccino. Gene Ontology annotation, molecular function: actin filament binding; microtubule binding. Gene Ontology annotation, biological process: cortical actin cytoskeleton organization; actin nucleation; actin filament network formation. Gene Ontology annotation, cellular component: actin filament; cytoplasm; cytoskeleton. The record is from RefSeq and is a predicted model, not a curated record. The transcript is spliced from 8 exons. The coding region runs from base 159 to 4226 and encodes 1355 amino acids. NCBI's taxonomy places the organism in Eukaryota, Metazoa, Arthropoda, Insecta, Diptera, Culicidae.
AUGAUGCCAAGCAUAGUAGCGAUAGUAAUAAUGGCCCUAUCACGAUUGCAUUAGACACGACCGCUAGUAUUCAUAGUGAUGCAAUAACUGCCAACCGUGGACAGCAAAGCACAGUUUCACUACCGGCACCAACUGGAGGAAGCAACGGAGCAGCAACUAUGACGACAUCAACCUCCGCCACCGACAACAAUAACAAAGCCCAGAAAGAUCCCAAAACGGACAGCAAGUCGGUGACCCCCUUCGAAACGAUCAACACAAACCAUCAUUCAGCACAAACAGCACAACCACCACGUAGAAAAAGCACCAUAGCACCACCAACACAGCAACCCAUGGGGAACAACAAAUUGCCGGCUUCCUCGAUCGCUGCUAUAGCAACGAAGCCUAGCCCAAACAGCCCCAACGUCGUAGGUCUCAGUAGUGAACUGGUUCUGGGUGAGGGAACAACCAAACAGCUGCUGGAUCACAAACUUUCAUCGACCGGAUCGCCGAUCAUAGUGACCACCGACUCGUGGAAAAGGGCCAAAUCUUUGAGUGAAAACGUGACCACGGCGUACGGGAUUCCCGCACAAUCAGCAAAAGGCGGUCCAUCCGGUGGCGAGGUAAUUCAUCUCGUCGAGCACACCACAUCAUCCAGUUCGGAUUCGAUUUUUACGGACCCAUGUACACCUGUUGGACCAUUCGCCACCGAAAUCAACGAGGCUUACUAUUCGGAGGAGGAUCUCAUCGGGGCCCAAGAAGCAACACCCGUCCAUUCGGUGGAAGCUAUCAUAGCGAAGAAAUUGAAGCAACUUAGUGUUCAUAAGGUGGAAUCCAUUGAUUUGAAUGCCAACAGUGUUAAAGACACCGAACAGUGGAGGGAAAAACUAACGGUCGCCAAUGUUUCAAACAUAAGUGUGAAAAGUAGCGUCGAUCAGUGGUGGCUGGGAAAGUGUGCAGUGGAAAAUGUGAACAAUAUCAGUUUGGAUGGCCAUCAGUGUGAAGUGGAAACCAGCGAAGUAGAGUCCCAAACUGUGCAAGGUGAUGAAGAAGAAAUGGCUCUCAACUUUCGGAAUAAUUCGGUUAACCCUUGCGGCACGGUACAGAUCCAAACCACCGAUGGACUCGGGACGCCUACUGAUGAGUGCAAGGACAAGAGCAUCUUCAAUGUGGCACGUGUUAAGAAGGUCGAACUCUCCGAGAUCAAAACACCCAAUUCGUUCUACGGAACACCUUUAUCAGUCACGCAAACACCCGACACAAGCAGAACCUGUCCCAAUGAGCAAUGGGCAACACCUAAGCUGCCGGUCGGUGAGGGAAAUGUUCUGCGUAAAGUGGUCUCACUGUCGUCCGGGAAGGCUACCGAAAGUGCACCCUCGGGUAGUAAGAUCCUGCGACCAUCGUUUGUGCCGGAAAAGCUGAACUUCUCCGCGUAUGAGAAAUUUGAAGGUCAAAUGUUGAUGAAUUGGCUAGCAUCGACGCUUCAGACUUCGAACGUAACGGUCAACGAGCAGGAGUUGACCGUAGUGAUGCUGCAGUACUGCACAAAUCUGAUGGUUGCAGGAGUGAUCAAGCAAAUACCGGACAAACUGGCGCCGAUUCAGGAGACCUUUCGGCCUAACUUAAUGUACCAGUGGACUCACACAGAGGUACCAUCGCCGGCACCAUUGACUCCUGGCCGAUUGGAACCCCACGUGGUUUGGCCACACAUUGUGCCGUCCUCUGAAGCGAUCACCAAAUCGGCAGCGCAUUCUACUACUGGUCCACCGGAAGAUACCGAAAGUGAAGAAGGCAAAAUGACCAUCACAAGCACACCGAAGGCGUUCAAACCCAAGGCCGAUUCGAAUCUUGAAGAUCUGAAGAAUAAAGUGAACAAAUGUGAAAACUUAAGUGACGUCAGAAGACUUAUCCAAACAUUGCUAAGCGAAACGAAUGGCACUGCAAAUCAAGUGGAAAUCAUAGAAGCGAAAAAUCGAACGUGUAUACUUAGUGACCUACUCAAUGAAUCUGAAGUGACAGUUUAUCCAAUCGAUGCACGAAAUCAAGAUGCAAAACAGAUGGUGACACCUCCACAAGCACCGCCACUCGUUAGUUCUGCAGUGGAAGCUGAAACACCACGUAUUAAUGGAAACUUAUCGACUGAAUGUGAUCCCAAUAUGAUUAACGCAAGCUUGUCUAACAGUAUUGAUAAACGUAGUGAUUGUUCCGCGCAAAAUAUUAACACAAGUGAUAGUAAUCUGACUAACGGCACCGUGUUCAAUAACAAUCUUAACGAAGCUCCAUCUACCAUUUAUGUCUGCCGACACUGCUGCAAACGAACAGUGGCUACAAAUGAGCAAAGUUCCUGCACCAGCAACAAUGACCAUCCAGAAUCGAUAGUUCUCGAAACUCCUAAGAAACUAGUAACGCAAGAAACUCAAACCGAUCCCGAGAAACUCAACGAUAAUGUACCUGUUCCGGCUGCAGCUCCUCCCCCAUUGCCCCCACCCCUUCCUCCUCCUCAUCCCCCUCCACCACCACCCAUGUUUAAAACAGCGGUUGCACCACCUGGACCACCCCCACUACCGCCACCUCCUCCUCCUCCUCCACCCCCACCACCAAUAUCAUCAGUUUCAAUUCCACCGAGCACUUCCGGUGGUCCACCAGCACCACCCUUGCCACCACCACCACCACCGCCAACGGCUCCUCUGGCCGUAGGAUCCGGUCCACCGGCACCUCCUCCCCCCAUGAUGGCCAUGGUCGCUCCGGUUACAACAGCUGCUACCCUGGGACCAGGUAAAUUACCGUCAAGCGCUUCUCAGGGUGCUGCCCAUUCCGGCCACGUGGCCACCAACGCAGGCCCUCCACCACCAUUACCAUUACCAAUACCGACGCCCGGAGGAUGGUAUCAGGCAAAUACCCUCCGUAAGAAUGCCGUAAAUCCCCCGAAACCAAUGAAACCCCUCUACUGGACCCGAAUUGUAGCACCGAAAACGAGCCCAGUCACAGAACCGGACGCCCCAUGUGAACUUGCCGAAGACGGUAAACUUGCCCUCUGGCAAGAACUAGAGGAAACGAAUCUAGACAAUAUGGACGAGUUUACCGAACUCUUCUCCCGGCAGGUGGUAGUGCCAAAAAUAAAAGAAAAAGUUGAAAAACCGGAUAAAACCGUAAAAGUGUUGGACAGCAAGCGUUCUCAAAAUGUGGGCAUUUUCGCCAAGAGUUUACACGUUCACUUCGAUGAAAUAGAGUUCGCCAUCUAUCAUUGCGAUACGUCGGUGGUCAGUUUAGAGGCACUGCAGAAGAUUAUGGAAAUCAAGGCCACCGACGAAGAACUUGCCCAAAUAAAGGAAUGUGCCGAGGGAAAUGUACCGUUGGAUCCUCCUGAACAGUUUUUGUUACGAAUUUCAGAGAUUUCAUCCUUUUCGGAAAGAAUCUCAUGCAUCGUAUUCCAGGCAGAGUUUGACGAACUGUACAUUUCUGUAACGAGGAAACUCGAAACAGUCAAGCACACCUGCGAGUUUCUGAUCGAAAGCGAACAGCUCAAACACCUAUUUUCGAUCAUCUUGACCCUUGGAAACUACAUGAAUGGCGGUAAUCGAACACGCGGCCAGGCUGAUGGGUUCGGGCUGGAAAUUCUUGGCAAACUGAAGGACGUAAAAUCCAAAGACAAUAACAUCACGUUGCUGCAUUUUAUCAUUAAGACCUACAUAGCCCAGUGCCGGAAGCAGGGUGUGCUUCUGCAUGAAGUGGUACUGCCAGUUCCGGAUCCUGGCGAUCUGGAUCGAGCUGUACUGGUUGAUUUUGACGAUUGCCGCUCCCAGCUCAAUAUGCUCAAAUCCAAAACUGAUGAAUGUCGGCGCACAACCGGAAACGUGAUACUAGAAUCGGCCGAGAGCAAUAUUCAACCAUUCAAGGAAAAGAUGGAGGCUUUCAUCGAAGUUGCCAGCAAACGUAUCGAAAAGCAGUACCGCAAACUGGACGAAUGUCGGGAGAUAUUCCUCAAAACUAUGGUGUUCUACAAAUUCUCGCCGAAAUCUGGCGUCAUCGAGGAGUGCAAGCCGGAGCAAUUUUUCGAACUUUGGGCGCCCUUUUCGCAUGAUUUGAAAAACAUUUUCAAAAAAGAAAUCCUCCAUCUGUCCACUGAACUGUUGAAGAAAACUAAACGACCACCACCAGUUACGAACGGCACUAAUAAGCAGUCAUCGUCCAGCAAAUUGAAGGCAAAUUCUUUGAAGGAGAGAUUGAAGCGGCUUAGUAAUAAAAGCUAAUUAGAUGGCUCAAUGAAAUCUGGUUUGAGUUAGUUCAUUUAGUAGAAGGUUUGUUACAAUCAGCGUUGCCCAAGUCACAACAUGAUUAUUAUUCUAUUUUUUAAAUGGAAUUAAACCUUUCUAAGAAGCAGUAUAGGCGAAUUCUCAGCGAAAUUAGCGAAAUUUUAAACGACAUCACUACGCUGGUCCUAUGCUGCAUUCUAUUACCUACUUUUGAAUCAUAGGAUUCGCAAUCAUCAAAGUCAAAGCAAUUGUUGUGGGGAAUCAUUGUCUUUAGUAAAAUUCGUCUAAUAGAAACUUUAGAAAUUUGGGUGAAGUAAUACUUGGGCAUCACUUUGUCAUGGAUGGGUUUUGUCGGUCAAAUUGUCUGAAAACCGAGCACAAAAUGCUCUUUUAUACGAAGAAGUUCAUUUGCGAAUGUAAUUUGUGUUCAAUAGCUUUUAGAAUCCCAUUACCUUCCUGACGAAGUGAUUCAAAAGUAUCAGUAAUGAGCUCCUUUACGAAAAAUAAGUGAACAAAAAGAUCUUACGCUUACCCACGACCAUAAAAGAGGCAUCACAUAAGUUUAAGGAUAUUUUUAAUACUACUGUAUCGUCAUAUUGAUGAGAAACUAUCAGAGAUGUAUUUAUUAAAAUCGAAUAUUUAUUUAUUGCGUAAA